Neurospora tetrasperma FGSC 2508 is the source of this 277-nucleotide messenger RNA. RefSeq lists its product as uncharacterized. The annotation marks the transcript as partial. The transcript has a single exon. The record is from RefSeq and is a predicted model, not a curated record. NCBI's taxonomy places the organism in Eukaryota, Fungi, Ascomycota, Sordariomycetes, Sordariales, Sordariaceae.
CAACUCUCUUCUUUUUUUUUCUCUUUUCUGUUUUUUCCUCUUUCUCUCUCUCUCUUCUUGACAGUAAAAAUCACAUCUUAUCGAGACUUUUCACCCUCAAUGCAUAUCGAGAAGACCGUCGACGACAAUUCCACUUCCUUCUUCAAGUACCAGAUGCGUGCGAUUCCAAGCCAUCAAGGACCCAGUUUGACCACCGAACACCGCGCCGACGCUCAGCGACGCAGAGGCGAGCCUUGAAAACGAAGGCCGACAGAGGCUUUGAGGGAUCGUAUCUGUC